Molecule: messenger RNA, 1638 nt
Organism: Echinococcus granulosus
Lineage: Eukaryota; Metazoa; Platyhelminthes; Cestoda; Cyclophyllidea; Taeniidae
Exons: 15
Coding region: 1-1638 (545 amino acids)
Biological process (GO): axonemal dynein complex assembly; motile cilium assembly
Source: RefSeq, a predicted model, not a curated record
AUGUUCCAUAACGAGUCCGAAGCUUUGGGUUAUAUUGCAUGGUGGGGUUUAAGUCCCGCUAUAAAUUUACUGAAUAAUGACUUUUGUAAAGACAGCACAAUUAACAUUUAUUGCUUUGGUAUGGGCGAUACACGGCACAUUAUAAAAACCAUUUCUCAAUCCAUGGAUUGUAAGCAAAGAUACAAAUUUAACGUGUUUGAAAGGAGUAUUGAGUUAGUUGCACGACAUAUUUUGCAAUUGUAUAUUGUUGGUAUUCCAAAUGAGAAAAUGGGGCUUCAAGAAAAGACUGAGCGAUUUCUUGAAUUAUACGGGAACACCCUUAUCCGCGAAACCACCGAAACUUGGUUGAAUGACAUUGCAACUUAUCUUAUUAAUAUAGUCACUGAUACUGGCAUCUUUGAUCAAUUUCUUCCUUACAUAUCAGUAAAUAAGUUGAAAUCAAAGGAUCGUGAUCAUUUGGAGUGCGUACUUAAGUCAUGGCGCCGAAAAAAUCUCCCAAAAUUCGAUAUUUCCACGUAUUGGAAUUCAAGAGUUCGACAACAUCUUGGUGUACGCUAUGAUGCCAUUCCGAACGUCUUUGAUUGGGAUUGUUCCAUUGUUCUCCGUGAUCGAGGUAUUAAAACAAUCGACAGUCGUGAAUACAGCCGAUGGCGCAGCACGGGUGUUGCCUUUACCCCACGCCAAGCUAGUUACCUUUCUCCGAAUCGGAGCUUGGCCUCACCUCGCUACUUCUCGCACAGUCAAUGUACUGGUGAUCUGGGUGGAUCGACGCUGAUUGGCUACUGGGGUGAUAUUGUCUGUUCGCCAUUUCUGGCCUUUGGUACUUUCACAGAUCGCAGACCGGAGUUAGCAAGAACCCUCCCAGGUGGAAGAAUAAUCUAUGGGGCCUCGGUGCUAUCUGAACUGAAUUUAAGGUGUUUUCUGUGGGAGAUAGCACAUGGUCGAAAAGCUCCACCUACUAUUGCUUCGACAGAAUUUGGAUUGGAAGAGAAAGAUGAGAAAAUGGAUGGGAGCAAUGAAGGUGGCUCUAGCAGUGGGAAAGUGGCAGAUAAGGAGGUAGGCGAGGAGUCGGAACCCAAAAAGAACAAUGAAAAUCCCUCGGCUGAGCGACCCGAGGGAAAAAUGGAAAAUGUACCGGGGAGCGGAGACAUAUCGGACGAAAAAUCAUAUAAGACUGUUGAUAGUAAACGGGAGUGCACGCCAGAUAUUUCAGGUGAGGCUCUUGAUUCAAAGGAGAAGAAUAAAGACGCAUUGGCCAAAACAGACGUCAAUUUAUGUGAACGAUUUGAAGUUGACUUCUACCCUCCGGGAACCACCUUUGUGGAUCUAAGCACACGUCUUCGUUCCCGAUUUGUGGAGGAGCAGGAUAAGGCCUCCAUCGUUUACGUCGGCUGCUCAUCACUUAGUCUGCUCAACAAGGCCUCCAAGGAUCUGCUAGAUGUUUGUACCGACGAUUGCCGACUUAUCAUUGAGUCUAUCCUCUACAUCAUCGGAAUGAAGGAGGGCGACAUACGGGGCUACGUGAAAAGGGCUGAGGAGACCGCCAACUCGUUAGGAUUUAAGUUGGAAACACCCGUCGAUCCGAUGCGAGACCAUCACUUGUACUUUGUUCGAGGCAGUGGGAAGAUAUGUGAAUAG